This is a messenger RNA of Sinocyclocheilus grahami, 2147 nucleotides long. RefSeq names its product UDP-glucose pyrophosphorylase 2a (gene ugp2a). NCBI's taxonomy places the organism in Eukaryota, Metazoa, Chordata, Actinopteri, Cypriniformes, Cyprinidae. The transcript is spliced from 10 exons. Gene Ontology annotation, molecular function: UTP:glucose-1-phosphate uridylyltransferase activity. Gene Ontology annotation, biological process: UDP-alpha-D-glucose metabolic process. The coding region runs from base 411 to 1934 and encodes 507 amino acids. The record is from RefSeq and is a predicted model, not a curated record.
CUUCUGCGUCUCUCUCCGCGCAUGUCCUUCAGCGGUGCGUUACAACGCUCUGAUCGGAUGUCCUGCGCAUGAAUCUGUCUGGAGUCUGAUCCGACUUCAAAAGAGCCGAGGCGGUACUGAGGGUUCGGUUCGUGUUCGGAUGCUGGGAGCUGGUUGCACGGUUUUGAACACUAGUCUUAGUAGUUUUUAUUUUUUUAUGUAGUAGAUCUCAGGUUCUCAAAGCGUCUUUUUGACUGCUGCCUCUACAUUGAGACAGUUGUAGUUUCAUCUAGUGCAAAAGUAGAAACUGUUCAACGGUAUUAGGGUGGUGAUUCGACCUUUCUGGACUGGGGAAAUCAAUUCAGGAUUGAUAUAUACUGUUUUUUAAACCUGAGAGCUGUCAGAAGUUUUUUUUUUUUUUUUUUUUAAACAUGUCUGUUGUUGCUGAUCUGUAUAGAAACAGCCCUAAUGCAGGGAUGGUGGAGUUUCAGGAGAAGCUGAAAUUGCAGCAUGAGAACUCCAUGCACACAGAGCUGGAGAAGCUGCUGACCACUGCCAAGCCAUCAGAGGCGGAGAUCUCCAGGAAGGACUUUGAGGGCUUCAAGAAGCUCUUUCACCGUUUCCUUCAGGAGAAGGGGCCGUCUAUUGACUGGGCCAAGAUCCAGAGACCACCCAAAGACUCGAUUCAGCCCUAUGAGAAGAUCAAGUUGAAGGGUCUUCCUGCCGAUGUGGCGUCCAGCCUUAAUAAACUGGCUGUGGUGAAGCUCAAUGGAGGUUUGGGGACCAGCAUGGGCUGCAAAGGACCCAAAAGUCUCAUCAGCGUCCGUAACGAAAACACUUUCCUGGACCUGACCGUACAGCAGAUCGAGCAUUUGAAUAAGUCGUAUAAUGCAGACGUGCCACUGGUGCUGAUGAAUUCCUUCAACACAGAUGAAGACACCAAGAAGAUCCUGCAGAAGUACACACAUCACCACGUCAAGAUACACACCUUCAACCAGAGCAGGUAUCCCAGGAUCAAUAAGGAGUCUUUGUUACCCGUGGCCACUAACAUGGGCCUGACCGGUGAGAAUGAAGAGGCCUGGUACCCGCCUGGCCAUGGAGACAUCUACACCAGCUUCUUCAACUCCGGCCUGCUGGACAAGCUCAUCGCAGAAGGGAAAGAGUACAUCUUCGUGUCCAACAUUGACAACCUGGGCGCCACGGUGGACCUGCACAUCUUGAACCACCUGAUGAACCAGCCCAGUGACAAACGCUGCGAAUUUGUCAUGGAGGUCACGGAUAAGACACGAGCUGACGUGAAGGGUGGCACGCUGACACAGUACGACGGUAAACUCAGGCUGCUGGAGAUCGCACAGGUGCCCAAAGCUCACGUCGACGAGUUUAAAUCAGUCACCAAGUUCAAGAUCUUCAACACCAACAACUUGUGGAUCAGCCUGCCGGCCAUUAAAAGGCUUCACGUGAAGAACGCCAUGGACAUGGAGAUCAUUGUUAACCCAAAGACUCUCGAAGGCGGUCUGAAUGUCAUCCAGCUGGAGACGGCUGUGGGUGCUGCCAUGAAGAGCUUCGACAACGUGCUUGGCAUCAACGUGCCCCGCAGCCGCUUCCUGCCCGUCAAAACCACCUCGGACCUCCUGCUGGUCAUGUCCAACCUGUACAGCAUGAACGCGGGCUCUCUGACCAUGAGCCCCAAGAGAGAGUUUCCCACAACACCUCACGUCAAACUGGGCAGCUCCUUCACUAAAGUUCGAGACUUCCUGAAAAGGUUUGAGAGCAUCCCAGACAUGCUGGAACUGGAUCACCUGACUGUUUCAGGAGACGUUACCUUCGGAAAACAAGUCACACUCAAGGGAACGGUUAUCAUUAUUGCUAAUCAUGGAGACAGAAUCGACAUCCCGGCCGGAGCGAUACUAGAGAACAAGAUCGUUUCAGGAAACCUGCGCAUCCUGGACCACUGAGGCCUUUACAACCGAACCACAACCGUGUGUGUGUGGAAACGUGUGUCCAUCUGAUGAUUAGCAUUAAAUGCCUGUAUGAAAACAUCAGAAUUUACUGUAAAUGCUUUUGACAGUGAAUUUUACAAAGGGCUGUAUAAUGGGUUUUUAACAGACUGGUUUUGCUGCUAUGUAGCUCACUCAAUAAAACACUGAAGACAAGUGUAAGAAAUGGCA